This is a messenger RNA of Telopea speciosissima, 1632 nucleotides long. RefSeq lists its product as uncharacterized. The record is from RefSeq and is a predicted model, not a curated record. The coding region runs from base 89 to 745 and encodes 218 amino acids. The transcript has 7 exons. NCBI's taxonomy places the organism in Eukaryota, Viridiplantae, Streptophyta, Magnoliopsida, Proteales, Proteaceae.
AAGACUAUUCUUGCGCUCUGAGCUCUGAGACGAAGAUACUCUUUGAGCCGAUCGCUGACGACGAUUUGCAUUCUUCAAACUUGUGAAAAUGGAUAAAGCUGCUGAGGAAGAAGAACUUGAACCUCUAUUCGACUACAGUCGAGUUCAGCCGAGUAAUAUAAUAUGCCUUGACGAUGACUCUUACGAAUCCCCCUUGCCGAAACGAAGGAAGUUUUCUGAAGCGUCUAUCAUUGUUGACAAGGGGACUAAGGGCCCCGACAUUGUAAAUAUUGUGGAUGAAGAUGAGGAGGAUUGGCUUCCACCUCCUCCCAAAGUUUCAGAUGCUGCUCGGAAGUUCGAAGAGGACUCGACUAUAAAGCAAUUGAGGUUAAAGAAGCAGGAGUUGGCAUCAUUUGCUCAAUCAGCUGAAGAUGUGUUGCGAGAAGUUGAAGAGUCAGCCCAAAGGGAUCUUAAAAGUUCACUGCAUUCUCCUCAGGAGACUGAAGUUGAAAAUGCAUCAAAACCUCAUGAUCAACGUGCAAAAAUCAUUAUUUCUAUCCAGGACAAGGAUGGACAGAAGCAGUUCCGUGUCUUCAAGGAUGAGAAGUUUGAAAAGAUCUUCAAAAUGUAUGCUGAGAAAAUUCAGCAUGACACAGCAAGCUUAGUAUUUUGCUUUGAUGGGGAUAAAGUUAGUCCAGCAGAAACUCCUGGUGGCCUAGGCAUGGAGGACGAUGACAUAAUUGAAGUGCUUACCAAGUCGAGAUAACCUAGUUUACAUCAUGAUGUUUCUGCUUCAGCUCUGGUUUCAACAUCGACAUCAAAAGCAAGUUCAACUUCAACAUCCUUCUUUCUAUCUUCAUAAUAUGGUAUGGAAAACCAAGUUUUGAGGAUCUGUUGCAGACUUUAUUGACUUUUCAAUAACUGACUUGUCUAUUGGGCCCCAACUAGUUGAUGAAUUUUGUAGUCAAACAUCCUCAUGCUAACUUUCCUGCACAAUGAUGCCAGAAGAAGAUGAGAAGUUUUGUACAAUUGAAGACAAUUAAUAAUCUCAUCUUGCCACUGUGUAUAUCCUGUCUUAUUGUAAACCUUUUGAAGACGUGCUAACAGGCGCAGACUUGGUUCUUGGAGUUUUUGCUUGAUGUAUAUAGAGGUGGUUAAUUAGUUACCAGACAUUUGUUUUGUUUGAAUGUACUUGUUUAUCACUAAUUAAAGGACACAAUCAAUAUACAAGGGGCAACAGAACUAAAUAUUUUCUAUUUUCUACAGUUGAAUUAGGCAUAUGAUGGGCUUACUCGAUGCUUCCAUGAGCUUGGUUUCUGCCUGCUUCUGAUUAUAAUCCAUUCAAUAACUGUCUGAGUAUUGACCUUUCAUACUAGUUUCUAAUCUUCCGAGUUGACAUGUGCUAGUUCUAUGGAGAACUUUUUAUUCUUGUGGAUGUCAUAUUUAGUGUGGCCAUAGAUUGGAGUCCUGUGUUAGCAUAUUUUUUUCAUGAAAAAAGAACAAAUUGUCUGCACAUUCAUGGAUGAACAGGAUUGCAAUUUUGUAUGGCUUAGUGUUAACAUAAACAUUUAUUUAUAUUGGAACUAGAAUUAUCAGGCAUUCUAACCACUAGAUAGAUAGGGAACUCCCUGGAUAAUUUUAUACAAAUGUCAU